Molecule: messenger RNA, 3022 nt
Organism: Lotus japonicus
Lineage: Eukaryota; Viridiplantae; Streptophyta; Magnoliopsida; Fabales; Fabaceae
Product: DNA (cytosine-5)-methyltransferase CMT3-like
Exons: 21
Coding region: 130-2874 (914 amino acids)
Cellular component (GO): nucleus
Molecular function (GO): methyltransferase activity; chromatin binding
Source: RefSeq, a predicted model, not a curated record
UUCCUAAAAUUUCGUCUUCCCGCUAACACCCACGCCCUUCAAAUUCUCAUCCUCCUUUUCAAAUCUCCCAUUCUCUCUUUGCCCUAACCCUCCAACUCUCACCACCAUCCUCCUCUUCCAGCUUCCGCCAUGGCAACGAAGCGCAAAACCCGCUCAUCUCCAUCCUCCUCCUCCGCUGACCCCGCCGCCGUCGCUGUCGCUGUAUCUGCUUCCUCCGGCGAGUCUCCGAACAAGUCAAGGAGAAAGGCGAAUCCGAACACUCCUGCAGUUGAAUCAGCUUCUCCUGCCGUCGAAAUCAAGCAAGGAAGCAACGGCGACGAUGCUUUUGUGAACCUCAACGGCAGUAACCCCGUCGCCGUCGCCGUAUCUGCUUCCUCCGGCGAGUCUCUGAACAAGUCAAGGAGGAAGUCGAAUCGGAAGAGUCCUGCAGCUGGAUCGGCUUCACCUUCACCUGCUGUUGACAAGAAGCAAGUGAGCAAGCGCGACGCUGGUGUCGUAAAUCUGGACGACAGUGAAGGAAUUGACAGAUUCAUCGGAGAUCCAGUCCCUGAUGAGGAAGCUAGGCGGCGCUGGCCUCAUCGGUACCUGGAGAAGAAGCAAUUUGCUAGGUCAAAUUCAAACAGUGAUGAUGAUAUUCUUCAAGCUCGUCGGCACUACAUAGAGGCAGAAGUAGAUGGGUCUACGCUUUACAAACUUUACGAUGAUGCCCAUGUAAAAGCAGAGGAAGGAGAGGACAGUUAUAUUUGUAAAAUCAUUGAGAUGUUUGAGGCAUUUGAUGGGACCUUACAUUUCACUGCACAAUGGUACUAUAGAGCAAAGGACACAGUCAUUAAAAAUCUUGCAUUUCUAAUUGACGAACCAAGACGAGUUUUUUAUUCAGAAGUUAAGGAUGACAAUCCAUUGGAUUGUCUUAUUGCAAAGUUGAACAUUGCCAGAGUUUCACUAAAUGUGGAUUUGGCGGCAAAGGAGAAAACUAUUCCACUCUGUGAUUAUUAUUGUGACACACAGUAUAUUUUGCCGUACUCUACAUUUGAGAAAUUUCCAUCAGAAAGCAGAGAAAUUGGUAGUGAUACUUCAUCAACUAUAUCUUCCGAAAGUGAUGUAAUUGAAAACUCUGAGGUGGACUCUCAAUAUAAGAAUGCUUCCAAUAGUGAAGGAAAUAAAGAUUCAGAGUUGAAGUUGUUAGACUUGUACUCUGGGUGCGGUGCAAUGUCAACUGGUUUAUGCCUAGGUGCAACUUUGUCCGGUUCAAAUCUUGUUACAAGAUGGGCUGUAGACUUGAACGAAUAUGCUUGUGCAAGUCUUAAAUUAAACCAUCCUGAAACUGAGGUUAGAAAUGAAGCUGCUGAAAAUUUCCUCUCAUUAUUAAAGGAAUGGGAGAAGCUAUGUAGUUACUUCUCCUUAGUCCAAAAAAAGGUGCCACAUCAGCAAUAUGUGGAUCUUUUUAGUGCAGAAGAGGAUGAUGACACUGGGAGCCUUGAAAGUAGUGAUGAAGAUGACAGCGAAGUGUUUGAAGUUUCGGAAUUGCUUGCUAUACGCUAUGGGUGGAAAAAAGAGCAAGGUUUAUUCUUUAAGGUUCGUUGGAAGGGUUAUGAAUCUGAUGCAGAUUCUUGGGAGCCAAUUGAUGGUUUAAGUAAUUGCAAGGAAAAAAUAAAGGAUUUUGUCAUUCAAGGCUUCAAGUUGAAUAUCUUACCUUUACCUGGUGAUGUUGAUGUAAUAUGUGGUGGACCUCCAUGUCAAGGUCUUAGUGGUUUCAACCGAUUUCGGAACAAAGAUAACCCAUUGGAGGAUGAGAAGAACAUGCAACUAAUGGUUUACAUGGAUAUUGUGCAAUAUCUGAAGCCCAAAUUUGCGUUGAUGGAAAAUGUAGUUGAUAUUUUAAAAUUCGAAAAUGGCUAUUGUGGAAGGUAUGCUUUGGGCCGUCUUCUUCAAAUGAAUUAUCAAAGUCGCAUGGGAAUUAUGGCUGCUGGAGCUUAUGGGCUUCCUCAGUUUCGCUUGCGUGUCUUCAUUUGGGGGGCUGCACCAUCUGAGAAGCUUCCUCAAUUUCCACUUCCAACACAUGAUGUUAUAGUGAGGGGUGUCAUUCCUGUGGAGUUUGAGAUAAAUACAGUUGCAUAUAAUGAAGGCCACAAUGAGGCAUUGCAAAGAAAACUUUUGUUGGAAGAUGCUCUUUCUGACCUUCCUUCGAUUCAGAAUAAUGAAAGGCGAGAUGAGAUGCAAUAUGAUAAGCCUCCCCAGACCGAGUUCCAGAAGUUUAUUAGAUUAACAAAAAAUGAAAUGUUGGGUAUUUCAAAUCAAAAAAGGUUAAAGUCUACGCUUCAUGACCAUCGUUCACUAGAAUUAAAUGUGGAUGACUAUCAACGCGUGUGUCGGAUUCCUAAAAAGAAGGGUGCAUGCUUUAGAGAUUUACCAGGUGUUCGUGUUGGACCAGAUAAUAAGGUUGAAUGGGAUCCUGAUGUACAACGAGAGUAUUUGGAGUCAAAAAAACCAUUGGUUCCUAAUUAUGCCAUGUCUUUUGUGGGUGGAAAGUCCUCGAAACCUUUUGCUCGGUUAUGGUGGGAUGAAACUGUUCCAACUGUUGUGACUAGAGCAGAACCUCAUAAUCAGGCAAUUAUACAUCCAGAGCAAGAUAGGGUUUUGUCAAUUCGUGAAAAUGCAAGACUUCAAGGUUUUCCAGACUACUAUAAGCUAUGCGGGCCAGUCAAAGCAAGGUACAUUCAAGUUGGGAAUGCGGUUGCAGUUCCAGUGGCUCGAGCUUUAGGGUAUACUUUAGGUCUUGCCUUUCAAGGUGUAGCUGGGGAUGGACCACUUUUAAAUUUACCUGGUGGAUUUCCCAUGAAUUUCCCAUCUGCAUCAUCUGAAGAAAAUGUAUAAUGUGACAUUAAUGUUUAGGUCUUGCAUUUGAUCAUUGAUGUUUCACAUUGUAUUUGGAAGUUGUAUGAUUGGAAACAUUGUCAUUUUGAAUGAUUGAUAGAACACUUGAGUGUCUAAGACAUCUAUUUAUAAUAUAUUAUUUCUGUUA